Messenger RNA from Danio aesculapii, 7790 nucleotides. RefSeq names its product methylthioribose-1-phosphate isomerase 1 (gene mri1). The record is from RefSeq and is a predicted model, not a curated record. Gene Ontology annotation, molecular function: S-methyl-5-thioribose-1-phosphate isomerase activity. The coding region runs from base 215 to 1276 and encodes 353 amino acids. NCBI's taxonomy places the organism in Eukaryota, Metazoa, Chordata, Actinopteri, Cypriniformes, Danionidae. The transcript has 6 exons.
CGCGGGGCUUCCUGCCGGAGCGAACACGCGGUUCCCUUCCGCGAGCCGUCAGUGCAGGCCUUUAAACUACGCCCACACCCCGCGAUCCGCGACUCACCCCGCUUUCAGCACACCCCGAACCCACGCGACGCGAGACGGACUGACGGAACCCGUCACACAUCAGCGCCCGCGCUUCCGGAACACCAACCGACAGCCGCAUCUCGCAGUACGGGUCAUGACGCUGGAAGCGAUCCGGUACCGGUCCGGGUCUCUGCAGAUCCUCAAUCAGCUGCUGCUGCCGCGGGAAACCGUGUACGACGAGAUCCGCUCGGUGCGGGACGGAUAUGAGGCCAUCAAGAGCAUGAAGGUGCGCGGCGCUCCUGCCAUUGCCAUCGUGGGCUGUCUGAGUCUGGCAGUGGAGCUGCGGGCGGGCGCCGGUGCUGAAGACCUGGUCUCCUUCGUCAGGGACUCCCUGUGCCACCUGACCUCCGCACGGCCCACCGCCGUCAACAUGGGCAGAGCCGCGCGAGAACUCAUGGAGUUCACUGAGAACGAAAGCAUGGAGAAGAACACAGAGCAGCUCCGAGACAGCGUGAUUGGCUGGAUCGAGGAGAUGCUAGAGCGAGAUGUGAACGACAACAAGAAAAUCGGCAACUAUGGAGCGCAGCACAUUCUGUCUGGCGUCCCGCGAGACUCGGUCACCAUCCUCACACACUGCAACACCGGCAGCCUCGCCACCGCCGGAUACGGCACAGCGCUCGGAGUGGUGCGGUCGCUGCACAUGCUGGGCCGGUUGAAGCGUUUGUACUGCACAGAGACGAGGCCCUACAACCAGGGGGCCCGACUGACGGCGUACGAGGCCGUGGCUGAAGGCUUUCCAGCAACACUCAUCACAGACAGCAUGGCGGCACUCACGAUGAGGGAGAAGAGCAUCACAGCUGUCGUCGUUGGAGCGGACAGAGUCGUUGCAAAUGGUGACACGGCGAAUAAAGUGGGCACGUAUCAGCUGGCCAUCGCCGCUAAGCAUCAUGGGAUACCGUUUUACGUGGCAGCGCCGAGCACGUCCUGCGACCUGAGCCUAGAGAGCGGACGAGACAUCGUGAUUGAGGAGCGUCCCGCGGAAGAGCUGACCAGCAUCAACGGAGUCCCUGUAGCUGCACCGGGUAUUGACGUUUGGAACCCGGCGUUCGAUGUCACUCCUCAUCAGCUGAUCACAGGCGGCAUCAUCACAGAGCUCGGUGUGUUUCUGCCGUCUGAACUGCAGGCGGCUCUAACCGGGAGACUCACGGCUCUGUGAGGUCCACAGCGCCCCCGCAGGCCUGGAGGAACCACUGCAGCCGCUCCACCGCUCGCCUCCGUCUCGAUUUCACCUCACCGCGGUGGAAGUUGCACCUUUAAUUACACACACACAAGCAUCGCACGAGGUGUUUAACAAGGUAUACGCACGUUCCAUUCAGUUCAACACUUACAAAGUCGAGUGUAAAAACACCAAGUGACACACAACCCAGGGAUGCUUGUAAACACACAAACACACACUCUUUCUCCUUCUCUCUGUGUGUACAGCUCAUGUCACAUCAUCUCAUGUCUUUCGUCUUCAUCGUUGUGAGAACUUCACGCCAUUUGUUGCUUUUGUUUUCCACUCAUUUCUUCCCCUCUUUCUGGCUCAGCUCCAGCUUUUAUUGACAGGAAGUGUUUCACGGAGAUGAUGAAGAGCGGAGCCGUCGAGAACAUUCAGAGGAUUUCAAAAUAAAAGUUGAUUAUUACGGGUGAACUGAUGUGCUUUAAGGGGAAAUCUCACAAAGACAAACCCGUUCAGAAGAUACCCGGGUCAAAUCUCACCCCAAAAUCAAAUAAAAAUAAAAACUAAGCUUAUUGUAGGAUUGUUUAUGACUUGAUAUUCUCAGUACUGUGAUACAAAUGCAUUUAAACUAAGCACUUAUACCAUACUUUAGGUUAAAAGUAUUGUAUAAAGUCAUCUUUUGUUACAAUAGUAUUGACUUACAGUAUUUUUUUACUGUAAAAUCAUGCAAGUAAUACUAUAUUACUUUAUAACUAAUACUAUAAAGUAAUACUAUGCUACAGCAAUAAUUAUCUUUAAAAAAUUAAAAAUAACUAUUAAAUUACUGUGAACUGCUCAUUUAUCUAAUAUACCCUAUAAUAAAACUAUUUUUGAGCAAAGAAACGUAAAAAAUAAUAUUAAAAGUAACAUUUAUGAUGUUGAAUUUAACGCUGUAUUUGUUUUUGCAACAAGUAUAUAUUAGAAUUUAAUAAUUUCAUGUCUAAAAGCUUACAUUUAGGCUUUGACAUAACAAGAAAAAAUUUGGAUAACAUUAAGAAAAUAAAUUAGAGGCAUUUUAAAUUAUAGUUAAAGCACUGUUUUUAAUCAAAUAAAUGCAGCCUCAACAACCGUACGAUUUUGUACUGUUUCUUUGUGUUGUAUUACUUUAAUGAUAUUUUGCAUUGCAGUAGUGAGAAUUUUCAUAAUCAAACGUCAUGUGGCAUAUCUAUUUUUAUUUGAUUUUGAGGUGACGUUUAAAUGAGACUUUCCCUUACAGGUAUGGUAGUUUAUUAGUUACAAUAAUAAUAGAUAUGUGAAAUCUACGCCCAUUUGAAAUGAGGGCUGUAUUUUAAUGUAUAUAUUGUACGAUUUAUGAAUCUGAGCGCCGGUCCUUUUACAGGCAGUGCCAACUGAAUAAACUAUCAAAUGUUACAGAAUUAAAAUGUUAUAUUAACAUUUAGAGAGAAUUGAAACCUGCAUCCAAGCAAAAAAAAUGAUUGAGUAUUAGCAGACAGUUUAUGUUUUUGAGUUUUGCGAGUAAAUACAGUGUGUUGGUCAAAAUCAUUUCGACCAGGUCGAUCAGUCUUAAACGUUAAAGUGUUUUAAACUUCAAGGUUUAUCUCGAGCUUUACUGACAGAAAAAGGGAAAUUAAUCGAAAUUAUUUUGUAGGAGACAAAAUGUUGAAUACUUAAUUCUGAUUGGCUGCUGAACAUUCUAAGGCGCAUUCUGAAGGGUUCUGUGACUGUUGAAUGCUUAAUUCUGAUUGGCUGCUUGGCAUUCAAAGAUGCAUUCUAAAGCAUUCUGAGACUAUUGAAUGCUUCUGAUUGGCUGCUGAGCAUUCUAAGAUGUGCCUUUAUUUUCAGAUAAAUGCACAGCUAAAGUGGUUCCGGCAGGUUUUGAGCAGUUCUAUAUCACUACACUGAAUGAUAUCAGUUAUUUCACAGCUUCAACACUCAAACGUCAUAUUGUGUUUGGACUCUCAGUAGUGAUUUAAACCACACUGAACUGGCUAAACAACUGAAUUUAAACACUAAAAACUGAACUACACUGUUCCAAUUUACUAUGACCUUUUAUGUGAAGCUGCUUUGACACAAUCUACAUUGUAUAAGCGCUAUACAAAUAAAGGUGAAUUGAAUCAUAUCAAAACACAACAAAGAGCUUUUGAAAGAAACUAGUACCACACACAGGAGCAGUUUGAGGACAAAAACCUGACAAAUAACUGAAAUACAACAUUUGAACAGUGUAUUUAGGUGUGGAAACCAGAGUGUAAGCAAAAAAUUGAGUCCAGUCUGUUGAAAUAUUAGAAAAUAAUUCGCAUUUCGAAUAUUUGAAUGGAAUAAUAAACUAGUCCUUCACACAGGAGCAGUUUGAUGACAAAAACCUGACAAAUGUCUUGAAAUGUAACAUUUGAACAUUUAAACGUGGUAGUCGUAGUAAGCGUAAUAAUUAUCUUCGGUCAGUUGAGUUAUUAAAAAAUAAGGCACACCCAUGAUGAAAAGUCAUGACCGCAUCACUGCCUCAGGUGUGCAUUAUUUUUUAAAAAUAUUUUUAAUGGAAUAAGAAGCUAGUCCUAAACACAAGAGUAAAAACCUGACCAAAAUUUGACCAGAACCUGACAAAUGUCUUGAAAUGUAACAUCUGAACAGUGUUUUUAGUCGUGGUAAUCGUAUAAGCGCAAUAAUUGACUCAGCUCGGUUUAAAUGUUUGAAAAUAACGCACACCCAAAAUUUAACGGUCACUUCAACGGCCGUUUAUCUAUUUAAAAAGCAACGUAAAGUCACAGAUGCUCAAUUUAAACUUACGAUAUUCCUUUUAAAUCUGUCUUUCGGUAGAUGUUUUUGAUCAAGGUGAAUGGAAAUGGUGCUAUGGAGCUAGAUGUUAGACAAUACCUCAGAAGAGAUCCCAAACUCCUCUAGUACUUCCACUUUCACGCUGUUUUCCAUCGUAGUUUCUGUGUCAUAUUUAUUCACACACGAUCGCAUUUGAGCCUGGGUGCGCGUUGACAUGCGCGCUGAUCCCGGGUCAGAAUUCGGCUGACCCGCGGAGUGCGUAUUUGGGCGCUGAUCUGAUCCGGGAUCAGCGAGCGUGUGUCUGGGCUUGUGCUCCGUGUUACCGAAUGUAAUGAGGAGGUCUGAAAUCCUCACUGCCUUACGAGACCAGCAAAAACACCCCGCCCACUGAUGUCCGAUUGGCUGAAUGAAACGGAGCCACGCCCACUUGUCAGAAAGCAGCGCGCCACCAACGGCUCUCAGCAUCCCGAGCAUAUAAAAACAAGGCGAUCUCAAUCAUUUUCACUAGAUGAUCGUAUGUAUUAAAGGGAUAGUUCACUCAGAAAUAUUAAAUCAAUCAUUUACUCACUCUUGUUUUUUUUCUUAUGUUGAGCACAAAAGAAGAUAUUUUGAAGUAUGUUGUAAACCAUCGACUUUGAUAUUUGUUUUUCCUACUAUGGAAGUCAGUGGGUGUUUUAGCUUUCGUCAGAAUAUCUUCUUUAGUGUUAAAUAAAAGACUCGUAAAUGUUUAUAACCACCUGAGAGUGAGUAGUAAUGUGUAUAUUUUAAUUUCUGACAGAACUAUGCCUUUAAUUAAUGAAUAAAAAAAACACAUGGAAAUGAAUGCACAUUUAUUUUUACAAUUUCAUCUGUUUUGAUUGAACAAAAUAAUGUAGCAUCAAACACAUAGAGCAGCUGUAAAUGUAUACAAUUGUUUCUUAUGUUAAAAUACAGCAUCAUACAGCUCAAUUUUGUUUUGCCAAAUUUCUUAUUAUUUGUAUUAUUUUGUAGGACCAGAACUAUGAAUAGGGAAGAUGGAAAGAGUCAUUAUUAAGGCAAAUGUAGCAUCAUUCGAGGUCAUUCAUGUGUGUGGGUUUGUAAUAUUCUGAAGGUACAAAGUUUGUUUUUUCACUUCUUCAUGUUGAUUAUUUGUUUUAUGUAUAUCUAUACACUGUAUAUCCAUGAAUUGUGAUUCUUGGUGAUGAAACUGUUGUUUAAAAGCUUUCAUUGAGAGGCCCUCUAUAGACGCAACACACCACUCGACAACUAAAACCAAUGCUAGAUCAGAUCUGCAAGUUAGCCAAAACAUUUAGAGACCAAUGCUGCGUCCCAAUUCGCAUACUAUCCGUCCUGAGUAAUAUUUGAAAAUAGAAUUAGUCUCAAAUCGUAAUAUAUGUUGAAAAUAUGCUACAAUUUUGUAAAACAUUCAAAUCCAAUAGAUGACAAGCUGGAAAUCAUUAGCUGAAAAGGUGUAAUGGCUAAUGCUAACACUAGUAUGUGAGGAAAUGGACCAGAGGCCGUUUUGUUUUAAUGGAAGUCAAUGGAGGAGAGGUGUCACUACACAGAAUAAACAGCUUUUGCUAGGAAACAACUUGUCAUUUAAUCAAUCGAAAGCCUGUUCGCUAAUCUUCUACAUUUUUUACACUAAACAACACGUUCAUGGUGAAUCAAAUGUAUAUUUUACUGAAGUAAAAAAAAUUUUUUUUAAGAGAACCCAGGGUAGGAAAGCAAGCAUCAGCUAGAUCUAUUAACAGUGAAUGCUGACCAACAGGGGCGUAGUUAGUGGGGAGGGGAAGGGUGACAGUGCAUAGGGCCCUGUCAAUAUAGGGGUUACGGGGGGGGGGCCCAGAGAUACAUCUGACAACUAAUAUCACUAUCACUCCCCCUGUUCUUCACUUUAGAGAUCGCUAACAUAACUAUCAUACCCCCCCCAUUCUACACUUUGAAGAUCGUAACGUCACUAUCAUACCCCCCCCCCUAUUCGUCACUUUGUAGAUCACUGACGUCACUAUCAUACCCCCCCGUUCGUCACUUUGAAGAUCGCUAAAGUCACCAUCAUACCCCUCCCCCCAUUCGUCACUUUGAAGUUCGCUAACAUGCUAUCAUACCCCCUCGUUCUUCACUUUGGAGUUUUCUAACGUCACCAUCAUACCCCCCCAUUCGUCACUUUGAAGAUCGCUAACGUCACUAUCAUACCCCCAAUUCGUCACUUUGAAGAUCGCUAACGUCACUAUCAUACCCUCCGUUCGUCACUUAGAAGAUCGCUAAAGUCACUAUCAUACCCCCCCCCCAUUCGUCACUUUGAAGAUCGCUAACAUGCUAUUAUACCCCCUCGUUCUUCACUUUGGUGUUUGGUAACGUCACUAUCAUACCCCCCCCCACCCCCCCCCCCCCCAUUUGUCACGUUGAAGAUCGCUAACGUCACUAUCAUACCCCCCUAUUUGUCACUUUGAAAAUCGCUAACGUCACUAUCAUACCCCCUUGUUCUUCACUUUGGAGCACGCUUACGUCACUAUCAUACCCCCCCGCUCUUCACUUUGAAAAUCGCUAACGUCACUGUCAUAGGCCCCCCACCUGGUCUACACUUCUCCGUUGGGGGGCCAUCUUAAAUUACUUGUGCAUAUGGCCCAAAAUUGCUGGCAACGGCCCUGUUGAUCAGUGACAUUAAUGCAGUUACUUGAUUGCAGAGGUGCCUUGUGGAAUUCCUGUUAGCCGUUAUGCUUUUUUCAAUAGUGAGUAAUACACAUUUCCAUCUCCAUAUAGUUUAGAAAACCUCUGGAACCGUCCGUACUCCAACUGCUAAUAUUGCCCACUAUACAUUGCUUGUUGGACAUGAAUUCGAUUAAAACUACAAACUCACGUAAAAAGUGUAAACAAACUACAAACAUGGCUGACACAUGAGACCAACCGUCAAGUACAGAUAAAGAUGCUUGAAUGACUAUUAAUUAAUUUCUAGUCAACUGGAAGGUAUUUAAAGCAGGUUUUCCGUGUUAUAUUUCAUCUGCAACAACAAUGUGAACUUCUAUAAAGACGAAAUUAACUUCUGAAUGCACAAUUAUGCAAACACCUGAGGAGAUUUCUUCAUAUCAGACUCGUGAAUGGCAGAUUAACCUGGAUCUGCUGAAUCUCCAAUACUGUAGGUAAUUAAAUAUGGAAUAAAUAUGGAAGAUGUGUGGAGAUGAUUGACAGAGGAUGUAAUUAAGCACUCCGCAAAAAAGUACUUCCUUUUAGGGCGUUGUAGCCUAUAAGUGUGCGAAUUGGGAUGCAGCACAAAUUUGAAGUCUCUUGCUUUAAAUCAAGCUGUAUUCAGACAUUUAUUCUAACACAAAAACAUAAUACGCAUCAGAGAGAGCUAGCAGAUAGUAACGUUUUCAUCUUCUCCACCAAACAAUCUGAACACAAGACGGCUAGUUGCAUGCGUAGCGUCAAGCUAAUAAACGAGCUCAUGAGUUUUCCAUGUGCUUUAGUGAGCUGAGAGGAUUUUCUCCUAAACUCUGGUGCCAAAAAAACCACAAUGUGACUCUCUGUGUGUGUGUUUGGUGGUCAAAGUCGGUCUCAGAGGACCUCUACGUGUUUCUGUUCGUUCUCGUGCUUAUUAAUUGAUAAAUCACAGCCGGGUUUGAUUUUUGUAUUCUGUGGAAGUAGUUGGAGAAAAACAAAAACUAUUAGACUGGAUGUUUUUUAUACAUAUGAAUAUAAUAUACAGCAUACAUAAAUUAAGAGAUGUCUGUUUCACAUCAGUACAAUAAACAGAGAGAACCAA